Molecule: messenger RNA, 585 nt
Organism: Striga asiatica
Lineage: Eukaryota; Viridiplantae; Streptophyta; Magnoliopsida; Lamiales; Orobanchaceae
Source: the annotation of a GenBank genome assembly
AUGGAUAUGGAAACAACCAUGGCAGAUUCCCUUCUAUUCGGUAAACCAAAAGCUCGAAUUUUUGCCUCUGGGGAAAGUCACAGGCUUAACCAUGACGAAAGACAAAGCUGCUCUCUUAGCUCGGCUCAAUCUUUGCCUUUAGCAGUGAAAGUAAUUACCGGACGGCUUCACGUCAACACCGCGGGCCAUUCACACCGUGGGCCCAGGUCCACCCGCCUCUUAGCCCAUCACAAACCGCAAUGGCACCUCCGGAGGGCUGAAACACCUUAUCAAAGCCCAAUUCACGCUCUGAAAAAACGGGUGCUGCUUGAUCUCGGUUGCCCCACGUCUAUACGCCAGCCUGUUCUACGGCUCCUUAACGAGCAGCCCCCGAAUAAGAUCCCGGGAAGCAAAACUAACCGUGGGAGCCUCCGGGAACUUCAGCGGCUGCCCGACCACAUUGAAAAGGGUCGCCCGAUUACCCAACCCCUUAAAAGGAGUCCACCCAAACAGCAGCUCGUAAAAAUGAAUCCCCAAAGUCCACCGGUCGACUGCACUUAUGUGGCCUUCUCCUUUGAUGAUCNGUUAAACUCUAGCAUAAUUCGU